Molecule: messenger RNA, 936 nt
Organism: Phycomyces blakesleeanus NRRL 1555(-)
Lineage: Eukaryota; Fungi; Mucoromycota; Mucoromycetes; Mucorales; Phycomycetaceae
Product: helix-loop-helix DNA-binding domain-containing transcription factor
Exons: 3
Coding region: 1-936 (311 amino acids)
Biological process (GO): regulation of transcription by RNA polymerase II
Cellular component (GO): nucleus
Molecular function (GO): DNA-binding transcription factor activity, RNA polymerase II-specific; RNA polymerase II cis-regulatory region sequence-specific DNA binding; protein dimerization activity
Source: RefSeq, a predicted model, not a curated record
AUGUAUUCACCACAGCAAGACUUCCAACUCGAACCAACUGGUCGCUUUUCACCUCCUAUGACUUCCAUGGGUACGCCACAUACCACAGUCGGAGCGGUCCCUGUCACACGUAAUAACCGAGUGUUCAACUCUUCCAAUAAUUUCAGCAUACACCAGAGACAAGACAGCUUUGGUGCUGCAUCCAUUGCAAUGAGUCCACCCAAUGUACCAUCCAGACACAGCAUGACAUUUGCAGAUGCAAACCAAAACUGGUUCGGAACGAGCUUAGAUUCCACAAGCUCGUCAUUCGGACAAUCUCCCAUCUUCCCCGGGCGAGAUUUCAUCGUAUCACCUUCAACCUCUUCAGGACACUUGGAAGGCGUCAAUGGUCAAGAAGAAGAAGGCCAACAGAGAAAUCUACAGGAAAUGUUUGAGAAGAGACGUCGGAGAAGAGAGUCUCACAAUGCAGUCGAACGAAAGCGAAGAGACAAUAUCAACGAGAGGAUUCAUGAACUGUGUAUGCUCUUGCCCGAACGUCUUUUGGAAACUGCACCCACAACCUCCAAUGUGAUGUCUGUAUCUACUCACCAAGGCGGAAUCAAUGCCAGGGCCAUCAACAAGGGUACUAUCCUAAAACUCUCUGUUGAUCACAUCAAAGAACUUCGCGAAGAAGUAUCCCGUUGCCAGCAUAGAAUGGCAGAGCUGGAGCAGCUUAUCGAAGCUGCCAAGAGAGGCGAAAUGAUACCGGAUAUCAAACCUAUCCGAGACGAUUGUACGAUACAAAGACACCCUCAUCAGAAUGAAAGCCACAAAGCUAUAUACCCUCAGAAUAACUCACAAUCAGUACAUUUGAUGGGCUCUGAUGGUCGUAGCCAUCAUGAACGUAUGGGAUCUUUUCAGUUCCAACAACAGUUUGGAAAUAUGCAAAUUAAAGGAUCUGAUGAGAAUAUUCAAUGA